AUGCUUGCAUGUGUGGGAUUAUUUAGUCUGACUCGAGGCACGGCUGAAGAAGCAAGUGAAGAGUCGCCUAACUCUACUCAAGGCGAGCCUGAUUUUACUCAAAUCGAUUCGAUGACGAUGAAGUUGGCAGAUACGACGAGCAUAGAAGACUCCUACCAUCUUCACGUUGUUACUGAUUCUAUAAUUCUCGAGGGAAAUGCCGUUAACCGAACCUUCAUUUUGAUGCAGGUUGCGAAAGGGCGUGAGUUUGAAUGUAAAGUCAGACAAACCCUCGAUGAGCUAUUUGACAAGGCGAAAAUGAACCCGGCAUAUGAUGGAUCUACUCCUCUUUCUAUUAUAAUCGAAUGGCGCGAUGAGAUAAACUCGAAGCUGGAUUUGAGCUUCUGGAAUUCAAGGCUUAGUGAGGCGCGGGUUCGGGCCAAGCACAGUCUUGCGGUUUUAGUGGACUGCCCAUUACACUAUAAUAACCACACGGGCUAUGAGCCGCUGCUGGAUUGUGUGUUCCUGGGAGAUACGAAUUACUUUAUACGCCUCUAUUGGCUGGUGAAGACUCCUGCACCCAAGGACUUUGAUAUAAACGUCGGGGCGAUUUCUGCUAUAGUCUAUGAUGUGUCAUUCACCAUAGUUACUGUCGUGGUUGAUAGCAGCAAAAUUAAACGCAUCGCUUUCAAUACGGCAAACUAUUCGAGUAGCAGUAUAAUGGAUCUGAGCCUGCUGUAUGUCUACUGGCCUAAUGUAGAGAUAAUGGAAAACCCCAACCUAAAUAGAAAUCUUAAAAUUGCGCAACUAAUAAUAGACUAUAAAGGGUGGGAUGGUAUGGCUAAAAGCCUAUUAAACUUUUCUGGGGCCUGCGUACCAUUCAUUGAGCUUAUGUUGACCGUCGAGACGAAAGAUUUCAGAUUUACAGUGCUUAUCAAAAAGACCUCUGUUGAUGACAUAAAUUACAUUGAUUCCUUUGAUGUGGCGUGGAAAGGUUUAACUCAGGAACAAGACAUAGAUGAUAAAGCUAUUUUUGAAGUACUCAAAGAGAUCCGACAGAAACUAAACGUGGGUGAUAAUAACAAUGUGAAGUCAAAGGUGUUGGUUUGCUGUGGUGACGACCCCGAGGACUUCGAUCGUAAUAGCAAAAAUGACAAAACUGACGAAUUCAUGACUUAUCUGAACAGUGUUGAUUCGAGUGGGAAUGCUGGGGAGGACAGUAGUGCCAUGAGUGGUGGUCAUUCUUAA
Molecule: messenger RNA, 1227 nt
Organism: Nematocida homosporus
Lineage: Eukaryota; Fungi; Microsporidia
Exons: 1
Coding region: 1-1227 (408 amino acids)
Source: RefSeq, a predicted model, not a curated record